AUGUCAUCGCAAAACCAACCUGAUGUCAGCACCUUGUUGCACAACAUGCGUGCACAGGUCUUGGCAUUGACCACACAGCUCGUGGAGCUUCAGGCAAACCCCCCUGAACAUGUCGAGCGAAAAUAUGACAAGAAAGUCGAGAUUGUGAACUGGGACAUGUUCGCCGACAAUUUUGAGAUAGCAACAGCAGUGCUAUCUAGACUAAAAGGACCUGUGGCAGGUCAAUACACCCAAGUUAGACUCCAGGAGUGCUAUACCGCUGGUCACUGGCCCACUUGGGACGAAUUAAAAAUUGAAAUUGAAAAAUAUUUCAAACCUCAGGCUGAGCGCAACUGGGCGCGCCAGCAAAUCCAUUCCUUCAAACAAGGGAAUAUGAGGAUGGAUGAUUUCAUUACCCAGUUCCUGGCUCUCUCUAUUCAAGGGGGCUUAGGAAAUGAACAUGCGGUGGAGCUGUUGGAGCGCAACAUAGCACAGGCUAUUGCACGACAGCUCUACAUACAAGAUAUGCGGAGCGAGAACCUUGCAGCAGCUGCUGAGGAGGUUCAGAAAAUUGGUAGGGCCAUAGAGCUCUACAACAUGCAAUUUGGUGGCGGGUCCACCACCAAAAACAACUUUUCCCAGAGGAGCCCUGGGUCAUCAAACCAAAAUAAACAACAUUCUCACGGGUUCAAGCUGUUCGGGCUGCAGCCAGGACAGGGUGCUUCUAUGGAUAUCGGCGAGGUCCAAGGCGGACAGAUGCGCAGAUUCAAGGGCAACUGUUACAACUGUGGCCAAGAGGGACACAUGUCCCAAGAUUGCAGAAACGGGGCGCGCCAAUUAGAAACUGAAAAGCCGGACAAUCAGCUCAAUACUCUGGCCGGUCGUUCAUACAACGAAAUCCGGGCCUUCUUCUACAAUCAGCAGGCUGCUGAAAUGAAGGCUCAGGGAAAAGAGUUCAGAGCUUAG
Molecule: messenger RNA, 945 nt
Organism: Serpula lacrymans var. lacrymans S7.9
Lineage: Eukaryota; Fungi; Basidiomycota; Agaricomycetes; Boletales; Serpulaceae
Exons: 3
Coding region: 1-945 (314 amino acids)
Molecular function (GO): zinc ion binding; nucleic acid binding
Source: RefSeq, a predicted model, not a curated record